AUGCAUUUCUUGUUUGUUUUGCUGAUCGUUUGCAUAGUUAUGAUGGUAGCAUACGGGAGAGAUUCGAUACGAACUUCAACCAGGAGUCAGCUACAAAUAUCACCCACAAAUAUUAAAAUGGAUUCUGAAGGUAAAAAUAGUAUCAAUAAUAAUUAUAUAUUAUACUCACGAAAAAACAGUGCUGCAAAAACUACUUACGAUGCUGUGAAUAAAAGGUGGACAUGGAAAAUGUCUACGCAGAAAGUCAAGGAACCCAAAAAGAUUAACAAGGAUGGCUUAAACAUUCAAAAUCGUAUCCCUAAUAAUACCAUUUCCAUAGGGGAAAACAUCCAAAUGGCUUUGAUAAGACCCAAGUUGAGACAAGUUAAAUGUCCAGAAGGAAUGGCUCGAAACAACAGAGGAGAAUGCGCCCUUAAGUUUUCCGAUUAUUGA
Macrosiphum euphorbiae (potato aphid) is the source of this 432-nucleotide messenger RNA. Lineage: Eukaryota; Metazoa; Arthropoda; Insecta; Hemiptera; Aphididae. The record is from the annotation of a GenBank genome assembly.